This is a messenger RNA of Bipolaris sorokiniana ND90Pr, 1561 nucleotides long. RefSeq lists its product as uncharacterized. NCBI's taxonomy places the organism in Eukaryota, Fungi, Ascomycota, Dothideomycetes, Pleosporales, Pleosporaceae. The transcript is spliced from 2 exons. The coding region runs from base 1 to 1296 and encodes 431 amino acids. The record is from RefSeq and is a predicted model, not a curated record. Gene Ontology annotation, molecular function: heme binding; monooxygenase activity; iron ion binding.
AUGAAGGAGAUACCCAGCGACGGUUUUAUCAUAUUCCGAGGCAUCUUCCAUACAACAACGCUGAUUACAACGUCGACGGAAGUGCUGGCAGACGUUUUUGUACAUAAGAGCCACAAUUUUGGGAAGCCACCGUUGAGGAAAACAAUUAUGAGGAAGAUCAUCGGGAACAGCCUAGCUACGGCUGACAGCGACGAGCACAGACACAUGCGUAAAAUCAUUAUACCAGCCUUCCACUUCCGGAACAUUAGAGAUCUGUAUCCCAUGUUUUGGGCAAAAUUGACUGAGUUUUGUCAUGCACUGAGCAAGGAUUUUGGUGAGCGGUCGGAUCGAGUACUAGAGAUCGGGCACUAUUCUACCCAAGUUACCAUGGAUAUGAUAGGCCUAGGGGGCCUGGGUCGCGACCUUAAUUCUUUGCAGUAUAGCGAUGAUGAGCUGGUCAAGAUCUACGAGGAUAUUUUCGAACCAAUGAAAAAGAAAGUGCUCUAUUUCCUUUUCCAUAUUUUCUUGUCUCCUUGGGUGGUUGAACGGCUGCCACGGGGGCUUAACAAGAGGUUAAAGGUCGGGAGGAGCCGCUUGAGAAAAAUAUGUAGCGAUUUUGUAGCUGAAAAAAAGGUCAAAAUUAAGGUCGAGAGCUCAGGCAGCCAGAAAAGCCAAGAUAUUCUGUCGUGUACAAUCAGAAGUAAUGAAUUCCCGGACGAGAAUCUCGUGUACCACCUUCUUACGACCUUAGCGGCUGGCCAUCUGUGGUCAGAAAUCUAUGAAUACAUACCAGAUCCAAAGGUGCUCUUAAAAUCGGCCUUCGACGUCGCCGGCCUCUUGGAAAGCAUGCCCUGCCUCAACUGCGUGUGUAACGAAGUGCUUCGACUCUUCCCCACGAUUCCUAUAAUCAUGCGCGUCGUUAUUCGCGACACAACGGUUGCGGGGCACCAUAUCCCGGUCGGAACAACAGUUUAUCUUGUUCCGUGGGCGACAAAUUGCCACUCCACAAUGCGGGGCCCAGAUGCCGAGGAGUUUGUGUCUGAACGUUGGAUCGACAAGGAAACUGGACGCCCGACCAUGAGGGGUGGAGCAGAGAGUAACUAUAGUUUUCUGACAUUUUUGCACAGACCAAGAAGUUGUAUUGGCGAGAGGUUUGCGAGGGCUGAGCUGCGGGCACUCAUGGCGGCGUUGGUGGGUAGCUUUGCGAUGGAGUUGGCGGACCCGCUGGAAAAAGUCGUCGCAGGUGGGACGAUUACGAGUAAGCCGGUAAAUGGGAUGAGGCUGAAGCUGCAACCAGUAGGAUUGGGCUUUGGAUAGAUCGAAUGGCGUUGACAACUGUUUGUCCGAUACGCAAUACGUGGCGCUCCACUCUUGUCCAUUGCCACUGUGGUUCUUUCGAUAUCCAUCUCUUGGUGUAUUAUUGAGUACAUAAGCGAGCGUUUAUUUCUCCCCAUAUGAGAUACGGUGACCCAGUGAAGGAAGGUGGAAAAGGGGAUCAACGGAAAGGUGGGGAUGUGGCUGUGCUAGGUCGAAGUCUGGGGCGUUGUCUGGUGGUCAUGCGGAAAAGCCAAGGCGCGAAGGA